Molecule: messenger RNA, 3756 nt
Organism: Eleginops maclovinus (Patagonian blennie)
Lineage: Eukaryota; Metazoa; Chordata; Actinopteri; Perciformes; Eleginopidae
Gene: dcun1d2b
Product: DCN1, defective in cullin neddylation 1, domain containing 2b
Exons: 7
Coding region: 745-1476 (243 amino acids)
Biological process (GO): protein neddylation
Cellular component (GO): ubiquitin ligase complex
Molecular function (GO): ubiquitin-like protein binding; ubiquitin conjugating enzyme binding; cullin family protein binding
Source: RefSeq, a predicted model, not a curated record
AAGAAAACAGUGAUAUGCUCUAGCUCUGUUAAACAAGUCCAUAACCCGAUAGCGUAUGACACUACCGUUAAGUGGGGCACACCGAUACGGGAGAUCGGGGUGUCCUCUGCCAAGUGUCGCAUAGCCAGGGUGAUGUAUGUCGGGAAUAUGAGGGAAAUGGAAGGUCAGUUGUUGGUAUUUUGAGAUCCGGACUCCAGCACUUGCCGCACGUACCUUUCCCUUUUUAGUAACUCGCCUGUAGUGUGCACCGGGUCAGGAGAGCAUGCAUGAGCAAAACGUCCAGGGUCACCAUACACUGCUCUGUCACCGUGAAUCUGCUGUUUUGAUUAUCGGGUGGGUCAGGGCUGCAGUUCUGCAAAGACGUCCUCUCCUCACGAUGACCGUCGAGAUUAAGUGAACCCGAGGAGGUAUUUUUGUAAACUAACGGGACCUUGCGGUGGACUAUAAAGUGGACGUUUUUGUUUCCCGUAAUUUACUAAUAUAGGCUGUUGCACGCAUGAUAUGAGUCCUGAUCAGAUGUAAUAGUCCAAUAGCACGUGUUAUUUAUACACAUCCGACUGUGUGUGCACAGAUUAAUUACAGAAAGUUUAGGCUGAGUGUUGUGGAAGUGCAGUCUCAACUAUACAUGCAUAUCUGUGCAUCCCAUUUACCAUUCCACUGGAUUACCACCUGUCUACAACGUCAGGUCCCUGCCGCCCCCAGCACAAGUUGAAGUCAUCGCAGAAGGACAAGGUUCGGCAGUUCAUGUCCUUCACACAGGCUGGGGAGAGGACAGCCGUGUACUGCCUGACGCAGAAUGACUGGAAACUAGAAGUCGCCACAGAUAAUUACUUCCAAAAUCCAGACCUAUACUACAAAGAAUCCAUGAAAACCUCUGUAGACCGCAAGAAGCUGGAACAGCUCUACAACAGAUACAAAGACCCGCAGGAUGAAAACAAGAUAGGCAUUGAUGGGGUCCAGCAGUUCUGUGACGACCUGAUCCUGGAUCCAGCUAGCGUGAGCAUCCUUGUGGUGGCAUGGAAGUUCAGAGCGGCCACGCAGUGCGAGUUCAGCAGAAAGGAGUUCCUGGAUGGCAUGGCUGAGCUAGGCUGUGACAGUCCUGAAAAACUCAAGGCGAUCCUUCCCAGACUAGAGCAGGAGCUGAAAGACACUGGGAAGUUCAAAGACUUCUACCAGUUUACCUUCAAUUUUGCCAAAAACCCAGGCCAGAAAGGUUUAGACCUGGAGAUGGCUGUCGCUUACUGGAAUCUAGUUCUCACUGGUCGCUUCAAGUUUUUGGAUCUCUGGAACCGCUUCCUGGUGGAGCAUCACAAACGCUCCAUUCCUAAAGACACGUGGAACCUCCUCCUUGACUUUGGCAAUAUGAUCACAGACGACAUGUCAAACUACGAUGAGGAAGGGGCGUGGCCUGUCCUCAUAGACGACUUUGUGGAGUUUGCUCGGCCGAUUGUGAUGAGUAAGCGCAACAUGACAUAAUGUUUGUCCCGGCUUCAUGCAGCAAAUGGAGUUUUUGUUUCUCCCAAUUUUCUUCUUUUUUUGAAUGAGGAUUUUCAUACAAAUGAGCCAAAAAGAGAGUACUUCUCAAUAAGCCUGUCUGCAGCUUGAUGUUAAGAUUGUUCCUAAAACUGCAUAAGAGGCCUUGAACAGGAACAGCGCAAGAGGAAAACAGGAGGGGAAUCAACAGGAGAGAUAUUAAUUACGUUUCUUUUUUUUGGCAAGGACAGACUUUGUUAUUGCAAUAUGGAAAUGAUGAGUACCCUGAAACUCAUCAACAAUGGGUGUGGCUUGGAACUGCUGCUGACUUUUUCACUAAGCUGCACCCUCGGCACAGUCAGGAGGGAAGGUAACGGUGAACCCUCAGCACACGCAGAAGAUUAAUCUAUAGAUGCAGUAGGAUGUGGCCUCUUACAUUGUCAAUCGUGAAUGGGACAGUCCGUUCAAAUCUGCAUGUUUAUGUCAGCUAGUGUGAAACAGUGCCAUGGAUGUUGAGGAGGGGGGUAAAACAUAGUAGUGUACAUUAUUUUCACUGAGAUUGCGAGUGUGGAGCUCUCUAACAAUCACACUGAGAGAAGAGAGAAAGUGUGUGUGUGUGUGUGUGUGUGUGUGUGUGUGUGUGUGUGUGUGUGUGUGUGUGUGUGUGUGUGUGUGUGUGUGUGUGUGUGUGUGUGUGUGUGUGUGUGUGUGUGUGUGUGUGUGUGUGUGUGUGUGUGUGUGUGUGUGUGUGUGUGAGACCAUUUUUAAGGGAGGUAAACAUAUGGCCUCCUUUACAAUACAAUGCUUUAUAUUUUCAUUUGGUUUUAUGAUGAUUAGAAGUUAAGAAAUUAUGAUUCACCUUAACUAGCCAGAGAGGAAAAGUUCAAGUCAACAUUUUGUAUUCACACUUAGUAUUGGACAGAGCGGCAUGCUUUUCAGGCUCAGCACCAGCAGAAUCAUGUUGUUACAGUUGUAAAACGCUGUAUACCAAUAGAAAUAAGAAAGAUCCCGUUUUAAAGAAAUAAAAAUGUAUAUCUGAGAAAACAGGUAAUGACAUUUAUAAUCAUGAUUGGUACAGACACAGCGUUUAGAUCCUCAUUUUUUAAAUGCUACUGCUUUAAAUACUUGACUUUUGUUUUGCAGUGUGUGAACUGCUGUACAAAGAGAGACUGACUGGCACAUCGACUGUUUUCUAUUAGCCAGGUGAUUUGCCAACUGUGCAAACUGCACUGAUUUACACUUUUUCUGUUGUAGGAUUUUCUUUAUCAGGCAGUACUGUACACAGCUACUCAGUUUACUUGACUGUAGCUUCACUAACAUACUAGACUUUUUAAAAUAAACAUCUACAUCCAAGCUAAGGGUAUUUUAACUGUUAGUUUACACUGAUUGAGUUUUAGUGUUUUUCUUUUUCAUGAAUUAGUGACUGUAGUGCAAUGGUGGCAUGUUUAAGUACAGAAAAAAACGUGUCACUUUGAGAACAGUGCUUAACAGUGCUUGCACUGCCAUCUAGGGGUGCAAUGCUUUUCCACCAAACAAGAUCUAGUGUUGCUCUUUAAGUGCAGUUAUAAACGAUAAAUGCACCAUGCUUUCCUCGGCUAAAGAGUGUGGCAGAAGGUAGAGCUCAGGUACCAGUCGUCCUCUCCAACAGUGAGCAACAGGUGGCUUCCUCCACCUACAUCACUAUUUGCCAUCUAAUUAUGCCAUCUAGUUCUACCAAUUGUCCCCAUAAGAACACUUUUUCCAUGUUGUUAAAUGAGGAUAAAUUACCGGUUAACAAAUUUCAAAUCCAACUACAGUUUUAAUGAAUGCCUUUUGUUUUUCACAAGUAGACAAACUUGUGUUGAGGUUUGCAUAUAUGUAGGCACAGGUCAUAACUAAUGUGGGGUGCUUUAAGUAGACUUUCAGAGUGGAUCGGGAUGGGAAUUUAUUAUUUUACACCCUGACAAUUGAGUGGCAAAGGAAACAGCUUUAUUAUGACUGUAAAACAGUCACUGUAGCAGCUGGUACAUGUGUCAUAAUGUGUUGGUGGAAUCAAAUAUCCUGUAUAACUUUCUGACCGUUCAAGUUGUUCAGUUUGCUCACAUGGUACAUUUGGUACGUGUUUAUUUGUCAAAUGUCUGGUCCAUUGUGUCAAGUCAUGGAGAUCAUUCUUAUCAAAACAAAAAGUAUUAUUGUUGCCAGCAAGGAAACAGGUAUUUACAGAAUAUUAUGUUUUGUCACAGAAGCAUAUCGUUCAUUGUUUUCUUUCAGAAAGUUGUGAAUAAAGCAUGUUGUUUUUAAAGA